Molecule: messenger RNA, 5283 nt
Organism: Aedes albopictus (Asian tiger mosquito)
Lineage: Eukaryota; Metazoa; Arthropoda; Insecta; Diptera; Culicidae
Exons: 1
Coding region: 1-5283 (1760 amino acids)
Biological process (GO): DNA integration
Molecular function (GO): zinc ion binding; nucleic acid binding
Source: RefSeq, a predicted model, not a curated record
AUGUCGAAACGGAAAAUACCACUGCGGACACUACAGGCGCGACUCCGAGGACUACAAACGACGUUCACGAACUUGUACACGUUCAUGGAGAAAUACACGGCCAACACGAAGCCUUUGGAAGUCUCCGUGCGACUGAACAAGCUGGAUUGCCUGUGGGAUCAGAUGAACGAGGUCAUCGACAACAUCGUAGCCCACGACGAUUCACCCGACGAUCCCGAAGCCUACGUGAAAGAUCGGCUUGAUUUCGAAAACCGAUUCUUCACACUGAAAACUUUCCUAUUGGAAAAGAACGAGCCGGCACAAAACACUCCGUCUACUUCUACCCCUAAUACCUCCUUCGGUUCUACCCCUCACGUACGAUUACCGCAGAUCUCGCUUCCCAAGUUUGGCGGUAAAUUAGAUGAAUGGCUCACGUUUCGCGACCUUUACACCUCGCUUAUCCACUGGCAGGUGGACCUCCCUGCCGUAGAAAAAUUCCAUUACUUGCGAAGCCAAUUGGAAGGGGAAGCAUUAGCCGUGAUCGAUUCUCUCCCCCUUACCGCAGCAAACUAUAAUGUGGCAUGGGAUCUCCUCACACAACGGUUCACCAAUUCCAAGGUUCUGCGAAAACGUCAGGUACAGUCCCUCUUCGAGCUGCCUACGGUUAAGAAGGAAACUGCAUCCGAAUUACAGUCUCUCCUGGAUGCCUUCGAGAAGACUGUAAGAUCCCUCGAUCAAGUCGUCGCUAACAAGGCGGACUACAAGGAUCUGAUGUUGGUGCAUGUAUUGACAUCGCGGUUGGACAGCACCACCCGGAGAAGUUGGGAGGAACAUUCGUCCGAACAACAGACGGACACCCUAAAGGAUCUCACGGAUUUCCUCCAACGUCGUUUAAGGAUUCUGGAAGCUCUCCCUGGCAAGGCGCCGGAACAGAAGGUGGAACUCGGACACACCAAACUGCCGAAAAAGGUUUCGGCGAUAAAAUCCUGCAACGCUACGUUCCAAUCAUCAUCACCGAGCAAAUGCAUCGUCUGCCCAGAGACACAUUUGCUGUACCAGUGCCCUCAGUUUCUGAAAAUGGCAGUUUCGGAUCGGGAUGGAGUACUUCGGAGCAAUUCGCUCUGCCGAAAUUGCUUUCGGCGGGGUCACCAAGCAAAGGAUUGUUCGUCUAAGUUUUCCUGUCGGCACUGUAGAGCGAGACAUCACUCACUCGUGUGUUUUAAGGGGAAGGUAGCCGAAGUUAAGACGAAUGAGAAACCCGAGUCAACCACUACUACAUCGGAAUCAAGCUCAGAACCAACUACUUCAAAGGUCGUUAACCUGGCAACGACCGGAGCGAAGGUUUGCAACACAGCCACAGCGUCAACAACGGGUGUCGUUCUACUCACUGCAGUCGUGGUGCUGGAAGACGACAAGGGCAACAAGGUGCAUGCUAGGGCGCUGCUGGAUAGUGCAGCCGAAUGCAAUCUGAUUAGCAGACGGCUGCGGAAAAUGCUGGCUGUCAAGGAGGAAGCCAGUACGGUCGAGGUUAUUGGUAUCCAAGGGGUGGCAUCCAAGGUCCAAGGAAGGGUUACAGUCCUGGUACAAUCACGGGUCACAAACUACAACCAACCGAUGGAAAUCUACGUUCUUCCAAAAAUUGCAGCACAGGUGUCUACCGCGGUGGUCGAUACCAGCAUGUGGGACAUACCCAAGGGGAUCCAAUUGGCGGAUCCGGACUUCCUCAAAGGAGAACGAAUCGAUCUUCUGCUAGGGGCGGAAUCAUUUUUCGAGUUCUUCGUUUCUGGUCGCCGCAUUCGGUUGGGUGACAAUCUACCAUCGUUGGUCGACUCCGUCUUCGGAUGGGUGGUAACAGGCAGAUAUUCGGUCAGCGGUCCAAUCCAAUCUGUCCUGUGUGAUGUUGCGGUCUCCAGUCGGCUCGACGAAAUUCUCGAACGGUUUUGGAAAUGCGAAGAAGUUGGGUCGGAGAAUAACCAUUCUCCUGAGGAAGCAAGGUGCGAAACCCAUUUUGCGCAAACGGUGCAGCGAAAUUUGUCUGGUCGGUAUGUGGUGUCAUUGCCCAAGAAUGAGGAAGUUUUAGUCAAGCUGGGCAGUUCUAAACCGAUCGCGGAAAGGAGGUUUUUCCAGUUGGAGCGGCGUUUGACGAGAGAUGAGAAGCUACGGGAGGAAUACUGCGCCUUCAUGGCCGAAUACAAGGCUCUGAAACAUAUGCGAUUGGUUGAAGAUACCGAAACGGAAAAAGGUCGGUGCUACCUCCCACAUCAUCCAGUUGUGAAGGAGGAUAGCACAACCACAAAGGUGAGGGUUGUAUUUGACGCUUCGGCUCAAACAGCGUCAGGAUUUUCCCUCAACGACGGGUUGCUCGCAGGUCCUGUGAUUCAGGAUGAUUUGCGAUCGAUAAUACUGCGAAGCCGGACUCGUCAGAUCAUCCUAGUGGCCGACAUAGAAAAAAUGUUUCGGCAGAUAGAAGUCUGCCCGGAGGAUUGCCGUCUUCAAUCAAUUUUGUGGAGGUCGAGCCCAGACAACCCGCUGGCUACAUAUGAAUUAUCCACCGUAACCUAUGGCACCAAGCCUGCUCCUUUUCUUGCCACCAGAGCCCUGGUGCAACUCGCCACGGAUGAAGCGGAGGAACUCCCGCUGGCGGCCAAGGCCGUCAAGGAAGAUUUUUAUAUGGACGACGCCAUUACCGGUGCGGAUGACCCGAUUGUUGCCAAGGAGUUGAGGAUCCAGCUGCAGGAACUACUACGAAGAGGAGGAUUCGUCCUGCGGAAAUUCGCUUCCAACUGCGAAUCAGUCUUGGAAGACCUACCAGCUGAAAAUCGGGCGAUUCAGACGACGGACGGAAUUCAUUUGGACCCAGAUUCGACGAUCAAGACGUUGGGCUUGGUUUGGAUGCCCAAUACCGACACUUUCCGGUUCAAAUUUCGAAUCUCCCCGAUAACAGAGGAUGCCGUAUUCACCAAGAGGAAGGUUUUGUCAGAAAUUGCCACUCUUUUCGAUCCCUUAGGACUCGUCGGCGCGGUUAUCACAAAGGCAAAAAUCGUCAUGCAACUACUGUGGCGCCUGCAGGAUGAAAACAAUCACCAGUUGGCAUGGGAUGCCAAGCUCCCUCCUAAGGUAGCAGAAGAAUGGGUCCGGUUCUAUCAUCAACUUUCUGUAUUGAACGAGCUUCGCAUUGAGAGACUGGUCACCAUACCGAAUCCAAUCAACAUCCAACUACACCUGUUCUCAGACGCUUCCGAAAAGGCUUUCGGCGUCUGCGCCUACCUACGGAGCGAAGAUGCAGAAGGAAGGAUUAAGGUUGCUCUACUAUCGUCGAGAUCGAGAGUUGCACCCUUGAAGGCUCAAUCAAUCCCUAGGCUUGAGCUCUGCGGUGCUCUACUAGCAUCGGAACUAUACACCAAAAUCAAGGCUUCGAUCCGCUUCACUGGAGAAUGUUUCUUCUGGGUGGACUCUACGACCGUUUUGCGGUGGCUACACGCCCCACCCCUAACAUGGGCUACAUUUGUGGCAAAUCGCGUAUCGAAGGUGCAAGCAUCCACGGAAAAUUGUCAUUGGCGACACGUGCCCGGAGAACAGAAUCCGGCAGACCAAAUUUCACGGGGAAUCUGGCCGGAGGAAAUUAUCGACAACCAGCUUUGGUGGGAAGGACCCGCCUGGCUUCGGACUAGCUUGGAAAAUUGGCCAUCACUGCAAGCUUUCACUUCGGAAGGACACGAGGAAGAACGGAGGCGAGCAGCGUGCGUGAUUACUGCAUCAGAAACUUCAAAUUUCUUCGCAGAGUAUCUGGCACGUUUCUCCAGCUUCACCACCCUAAUCAGGACAACGGCCUAUCUGCUACGCUAUCUGCAUAAUCUUCGUUCUAAAAAGGGACUGCGACGGUCGUUUGGUUUCCUAACCACCGAGGAAUUGCAGCUGGCGGAAAACUUCAUCAUUCUCCGCGUCCAACGAGACACCUUUCAUCGCGAGGUCAGUGCACUCACUAAAGGGGAAUUUGUUCCACGAUCAUCACGGCUACGUUGGUAUCAUCCGUUCGUGGCAGAUAAUGGAUUGCUACGAGUUGGGGGAAGAAUAGGACAAGCGAAGGAGCCCGAGUACACAAUCCAUCCAAUAGUACUACCUGCUCGUCAUUUGUUCACCAAGCUGUUGAUGCGCUAUUACCACCAUCGUUUAUUGCACGCUGGACCACAGUUGAUGCUGAGUACUGUUCGACUUCGGUAUUGGUGCCUCGGUGGACGAAAUUUGGCGAGGGAAGUCUACCAUCAGUGUGUGCGAUGUUACCGCACGAAACCCAAAGCAAUUCGGCAGUUCAUGGCGGAGCUGCCCACCCCCCGUGUUUCCCCAACGCGGCCGUUCGCAACAACAGGUGUGGACUACUUCGGCCCAGUGUACGUCCGGACGGGAUAUCGGCAGCGAGCGGUAAAGGCAUACGUGUCAGUCUUUGUGUGCUUUUCGACCAAAGCGGUUCAUUUAGAACUGGUUACCGAUUUGUCGACUACGCGAUUUAUCCAGGCACUACGGAGGUUUGUGUCACGCCGCGGGAGGUGUGCCAGCCUCUAUUCGGAUAACGGCACCAAUUUUGUUGGCGCCAAAAACCAGAUGAUGGAAUUGAUUAACCGGCUGAAGUCCAAGGAUCAUCACGACGCCAUAGCGAAGGAAUGUGCCGAAGACGGAAUGGCAUGGCACUUCAUUCCUCCCGGCGGGCCCCACUUCGGCGGUCUGUGGGAAGCCGCGGUGCGAUCGGCGAAGGUGCACCUGUUACGUGUGUUGGGAGAUACGGUGGUGUCCUACGAAGACAUGACAACGCUUCUCACCCAGGUGGAGUGCUGCCUGAACUCCAGGCCAUUAACCCAGCUGUCCGAUGACCCCGAGGAUCUGCAGCCAUUGACCCCUGGCCAUUUUCUGGUAGGUUCGGCCUUGCAAGCCCUACCAGACGAGGAUUACUUGCAGACGUCGGUCAGCAAACUUCAGGAUUUCGCAGCCACUCAACGAAGACUCCAGGAUUUCUGGAAGAGGUGGAGAGCUGAAUACCUGGUACAACUUCAAGCUCGCACCAAGUGGUGGAAACCACCUGUCGACGUCGCUGUGGGCAGUUUGGUUGUUAUACGAGAAGACAACGUUCCACCAACCCGGUGGAAAUUGGGUCGGAUCAUCGACACUCAUCCAGGUCCAGAUGGUGUAGUCAGGGUCGUUUCUUUACGGACGGCCAACGGAACUAGUACGCGUCCAGUUACCAGAAUCUGCAUUCUACCGAUUCCGGUCUCCACGGAGGCGGGACCAGCUGAAGACGAGGAAGACAACUGA